UGCCUCGAAACGUCCUCAGGAGGUUGCUGCAGCGCCGCCCGAACGUUCGGAUCUCGUGGCGGAAGAUUCGCACCCCACCAAGGACGCUGCAGCCAAGUAUACGGCAGGCCAGGACGCUCCCAGGGAGGCAUCGGUUGCACCCCAGGACGAUUCGGACGUGUCUAUGGGUGGCCCAGACCCAUUCAAGAAGGUUUCGAGCGCUCCCUUCUUUGUUUCGGAUGACAGCAUGCUGUAUUCGGACGUGCCAAAACCCGUGGACGACUCUUCGAAUGCACCAGUCGACACUGCAAAAGGUCCUGAGGGUAUCACCGGCGCUCCGUCGCCCAAGUCGAAGGCCCUGGUGGAGGCACCCUCAUCAUUCCUGAAGCCGAAAGACCUCUCAGCACACUCUGCACCGAUGGCUUCGGUGGUGGCACCAUCUUCGAUCCAGGGAAUUGAAGGCCGCGCAGAAGUGGGGUCAACACACAUGAAGAAGUUCGGCAACAUCGGACUAGGCACCUCAUCACUCCGUCCGAAGCGGCCUCAUUCGCCUGAGGGUCAAAGGGAAGCUAGUUCAAAGUUCCCGCGAAAGGGUUCUCGCCUUCCAAGCACCCAAUUCCUGCGAAGGCUUGAAGAAAGCGGUGUUAAGCUUCCACCCAGAUCCUUGACAGCCGAAGGCGUGGGGGGGGCAAGUGUCCUUUAUCGAAAGCCCUACCUGCAACAAGCUGCUCCCCCGCAUCUUGAAACUCACUCGCGCAAGGGCUCGACUUCCGCGACCGAACCCCUCUCCAAGCCGCUCCUGCACCCCGAAUACCACUCAUCCAAGGAGCCGACCUUGGUAGUUCCACCCGUCAAGCCACCGAUGCACCCCGAAUCUUCCUCGCGCAAAGGCUCAGCAUCGGUGGCCGCGCCGCUCAAUAAGCCGACCUGGCCAUCGACUUGGGCAUCUAAGGAUGAUGCGGAUUCAGAGGACAUAUACAUUCGGGGCCUUUCAGUCCUGAAGGAGCAUCAGUCGAACAACAGUGCCCACGAGUCCAAAAUGGGGUCCCUCCUCAACGAAGCUGCUGUCGAAUUGGCAGAGAGGCGCCACGAACGCGACGAAGCCGUGGCUUGGGCGACCCAGGUCCAAGAAUACAGUUCCCAACUAGCUGGUCAGAAUCAAUCUUUGCGCUCCAGCCUUGGCACGUACCACGAAAGUAUGAAGCGGCUUCGACAAGAGCGCGAUGCCGCCGUUUCGAAGGCCGCAGAGCACGAGAAGCAGCUCACGAAUCUGGCUGCCGAACACGAUAACUGCCUCCACAAUUUGGCAGCGGAGUCGGCUUCUCACAACGAAACCCGUGCCAAACUUCAAGCCCUUCAGACCAAGUUCGCGGCCGUGACCGAAGAGUUCGACGGCAACACCUUCUUCAUGGUGGACCUGCUGCAUCAAAUGCAGAAUCAACCUGAGUCUGCAGGUGCCACUUCAGGUCCGCAGAUCGAAGCUGCUGCGUUGCACGGCAAUCAAGUCGCUACUCUCCAGACGCAAUUGAACGAACUGCAAAGCACUUUGCAACAACGGGAGUCGCAUCAUAGCCGUCACUUAACUGCAUUGACAAAUUGCCUCCUCGAGUACCGACACGCCGUAUGCGCGCGAUUUCCCGAAGCACAACAUAUUCCAGUGCCUCAGUUGACUAUGGAGGAGGAUGUCGAGCCCCCUCCACCCGAGGUCUUCAUAGACUCGGAAGACGAAGAAGGAGCGGAACUACAUCCUGAGAUGGAGUUGGCCACGGCACCGCCUGAGGGCAAGAUGGACUUGGACUGA
Molecule: messenger RNA, 1780 nt
Organism: Cutaneotrichosporon oleaginosum
Lineage: Eukaryota; Fungi; Basidiomycota; Tremellomycetes; Trichosporonales; Trichosporonaceae
Source: RefSeq, a predicted model, not a curated record